GCCGUUGCUGCAUCCGUGGUGGGAAGCAGCAGUUCCCACUCGUGAAAUCACCCACCACUUUACCAUUCUUUCUCUCCGGCAGACCUACAACACCAAUGCCCAGGUACCCGACAGCGCGGGCACUGCCACCGCUUACUUAUGCGGCGUGAAGGCCAAUGAGGGCACCGUGGGGGUCAGUGCGGCCGUGACGCGGUCCCAAUGCAACACGACGGCCGGCAACGAAGUGACCUCCAUACUCAAGUGGGCGAAAGCCGCAGGUAAGACAGUCUGGGUGGAUUUGGGUCUCUUUGAGCCCAUCGACAUGAUGUACGAACUGAGCAGGAACAACCAAACCGAUCCUUCCUUGACCGAAAUGGUGAGGGUGGCGAUCCGGAUGCUGCAGAAGAACCCCCAUGGAUUCUUUCUCCUGGUGGAGGGGGGCAGGAUUGACCACGGGCACCACGAGGGGAAGGCCAAGCAGGCCCUCCACGAGACGGUGGAAAUGGACCGAGCCAUCGGCGAGGCUGGCAUCCUGACCUCUUCCGAAGACACCCUGACGGUGGUGACCGCGGACCACUCCCACGUCUUCACCUUCGGGGGCUACACAACCCGUGGCAACUCCAUUUUCGGGCUGGCCCCGAUGCAGAGCGACAUGGACAAGAAGCCCUUCACUUCCAUCCUGUACGGAAACGGACCCGGGUACAAAAUGGUAGCCGGAGAGAGAGAGAACGUCUCGGCGGUCAAUUUC
This is a messenger RNA of Protobothrops mucrosquamatus (brown spotted pit viper), 727 nucleotides long. RefSeq names its product alkaline phosphatase, tissue-nonspecific isozyme-like. NCBI's taxonomy places the organism in Eukaryota, Metazoa, Chordata, Lepidosauria, Squamata, Viperidae. Gene Ontology annotation, biological process: dephosphorylation. The record is from RefSeq and is a predicted model, not a curated record. The annotation marks the transcript as partial. Gene Ontology annotation, molecular function: alkaline phosphatase activity. The transcript has 4 exons. Gene Ontology annotation, cellular component: plasma membrane.